Molecule: messenger RNA, 4723 nt
Organism: Anoplophora glabripennis (Asian longhorned beetle)
Lineage: Eukaryota; Metazoa; Arthropoda; Insecta; Coleoptera; Cerambycidae
Gene: CDC50
Product: cell cycle control protein 50A
Exons: 5
Coding region: 100-1203 (367 amino acids)
Cellular component (GO): plasma membrane; endoplasmic reticulum; Golgi apparatus
Source: RefSeq, a predicted model, not a curated record
UUCAUUUUUGACAAUUUUGACGUAACUUUGAUUAUCUUGAUCCCUUUAUUAGUCAUUUCUUGUCAAUAAAUUGAAAAUAAAAAAUAGAUUUUCUCCGAUAUGGCACAAGACAGCGCUGAUUCUUCAAAAACAAAAAAACCCUCGGAUAGUGCAUUCAAACAGCAAAGACUUCCAGCAUGGCAACCCAUACUUACAGCUGGAACAGUCUUGCCUACAUUCUUCGUGAUAGGAAUUGCAUUCAUUCCUGUCGGUAUAGGGCUUCUUUAUUUCUCAGAUGAAGUGAAGGAGCAUGUAAUCGACUAUACCAAGUGCAACGAAACUAAUGGCACUGACUCAAGUUGGUACUAUACAAAUGAGACUUGUGCAGAUAUUAUACACAAAAAUCCCAGCAAAGAAUGCAUAUGUCGGAUAAAUUUUACUUUAGAAAAAGAUUUUGAGGGUAAAGUGUACAUGUAUUAUGGUUUGAGCAACUACUAUCAGAACCAUCGAAGGUAUGUCAAAUCUCGAGACGACAACCAAUUAUUAGGGCGGUUAAGCACCGAUGUAUCCACAGACUGCAUGCCUUUUGCUUAUGCCAAUGAAAGUGGGCAGAAACUACCCAUCGCACCAUGUGGGGCUAUUGCAAAUUCUUUAUUCAGUGACAAUUUGACGCUAACCAUGUGGGUGGACUCUGAGAAAACGGAUGUGCCCUUGUUAAACACGGGCAUAGCAUGGAAAUCAGACAGAAGAAUUAAGUUCCGCAAUCCACCUGGAGACCUACAGGAGGCCUUCAAGGGUAAAUUUGCAAAACCGAAAGCUUGGAGAGUCCCCGUGUAUGAAUUGGAUCCCUACAAUCCCGAGAACAAUGGUUUCCAGAAUGAAGACUUGAUCGUUUGGAUGAGAACAGCGGCAUUCCCCACCUUUCGCAAACUGUACCGCAGAAUCGACCACUCACAAAAAGGUUUCGUUAAUGGCUUGAGGAAGGGGGACUAUGAAUUAAAAGUCGUCUAUAACUAUGACGUGAGCACUUUCGAUGGUUCGAAACGCAUGAUCCUCAGCACCACCUCUCUCUUAGGGGGCAAGAACCCGUUCCUCGGAAUAGCUUAUAUUGUCGUGGGGUGUAUUUGUCUCCUUUUAGGAAUAGCCUUGUUGUUCAUUCACAUCAAGUGUGGUAAAAGUACCAGUGAAAUGAUCAACGUUAACCCUAGGACUCCUUAUCAGUAAGUCAGGUUCUAAUCGAGUAGAAGGAAUUAGUUUGCCAAAGUUUGUUUGACCGUUACUAGGAUUGUACUUAGAGUUUUGCAUAUUGAAGAGUAUGUGCAGCCUUUUUAAUUGUUUAAAAAUAUUUUUUUUAUUUUUAUGGGGCAUUAAACAUUAAAUAUAAACGAGAUAAUACAAAACUCUUACAACUAAAUUCGAUCAUCAUAUUGACAAACAAUGUAAAAAAAAUGUGUCAAACAAAUAAUUUUUUAAGUUUUCCGAGUAGUGUUAAGCUCCAAUAACAUUUUAAUGUUUUUAAGAAUAUUCUAGUUGUUUCUAUUUCAUAAUCCAUAACUUAGUAUUUAUUUUCCAUGAUUUUCAUGAUUUUAUUUUUUUUGUGCCGUUAAACGCUCCUAGAAAAAGCUUUUACAUUGAAACAGAUUUUAUUCUGUCUAAUCCUCUUUUAACUAAUAUAUUCCAAAAUAUGUGUAUCUUUGGCUAAGAUUAGAAUAAGGACCUUGCUAUGUUACAAACAAGUUACUUUUGUGGUUGUAUUUUAUUUCAAAACAGCUCUGUUCUGUCACUAUAUACAGGGCAUGCAAAACUUCAAUAAGAAUAUUAUAUCUUGAAAUUUAUCUGGUAAACUUUUUUUCGCACUCAUUCUUUAAAUAACAAUUAAAAACAUUUUGCAAUAUAAAAUUAAACUUUAACAUUGUUACGUACAAUUUUCUUGCAACCCUGUAUAUCCUCUCUCUAAAACUGUACCUUUUGAGGUUGUUUUUCAAAACGCAUUCCGUGUUCUGUAGGAUAUGAAAACACAAGUGGCCUUGAAUGUUUAGCUCUUAGGUAGUUUAAAGGAUGUUUGAUAUUUCACAUAGACUAUUAAUGAAACACGUGGAAAUACGAUCGUACUGGAAUAAAUGCUAUUUUCUCUGGUAAUUCGUUCAAAUUGAAAAAUAUAUAGGAUGUCCCAAAAAUGAAUGUUAAUACGGAAUAACUAAAUUGAACACCUCAAAAAUUGUAGAAAUCGAUGCCCUGUAAAUGUUUCGAGUAUCACAACUACAAAAUUAGGUGUUUUUUUUUUGAUAAAUCAAAAAAUUUCACCACCAAAACAUUUUUUUCCAGUUUUAAGGUCUUUUUAAAUAAUCAUUGCCCUAAUUUGAACGUUAUAAAAAAAUUUAGUAGGUGAAACUACUCUUUUGUCUUAAUGUCCAUUUUGUACAGAUUUUAAAAUGGUAUUUUCCAUGCUAUUUGCUGUUUUCUAUUUAAGAGGAGAAACCAUGUUUUUCAUGAAUUUUUUUGAUUGAGACAAAUUGAAUUGAACCACAUUUACAAAUUUUUUCAAGUCAUUUGUGUUCAAAUGCCGAAGUUAUGGAUUGUUGUCCACCAAAGGUCUUUGUCCGAGUUAGUUGCUCACGGGAAAUGUGGAGGUCAUAAUUUUGAUCUUAAAGCAAAAUGGUUGUUUUCCUUCAUUACUAACAUGUUUUCUAAGAAUAUGAACCUCAUUGAGGGUAAAUAUUGAAGUUUUGACAUGUGUUUAAAAAAAUUAUCGAUUUUCAUCCUUUUUUUCUUCACUUAUUUUGAACAGAAAACCAAAAAAAUUAUGAUAUCCCAAUUGUUGGUUCAUGUUCUUUAUAAUUUCAUAAAGAAACACAUUUUCAAUUUCCAUAACGAUCCGUUCAUGACUUUUUGAGCUACAGUUCCCUUGAAUCAAAAAAAUGUCGUUUCGAGAAAAACGCGUUUGAAAAUUUCCGAAAACUAGAAAUUUGAAAAAAUUAUCAACAAUAUAGUGUACUUACCGAUCAAUCAGCGAUUCCAGCACCAUUUAAGUCUUUCUGCCUCUUGGGCAUCAUUGUGAGCUUGCAUCUGUUCUUUUCUUGCCCUACCUGCUGUUCGCCCAAGCAACAAUGGGAAUUUUUUUAUUGCAUUUACUUAGACAUCUUUGCGAUAUCUUGCAAGAAAACAGAAUCAUGAACAAUAAUACUUGUAGCCGUGAUAUCUGGAACAUUUACCUAGAUUAGCGAUUUUUCCGAUUUUUAAAAAAGUGACAAUUUUUCAAAAAUAAACAGUUUAGUUAUUCUGGCUAGUUAUGGGUCAGUCUAUCACUCUCUGCAAACUUGAUGUUGAUUUUAGGGACAUACUAUAUAAACGUACAUACUAUAUAAAUGUACAUACUAUAUAAACAUACAGUACAUAGCUAUUACAUAUGGUUUUUGAAAUAACUACGUCGGACAUAUUCCAAGAAUGAUACAUGACGACAUAAACAGCAUGUGUUCAAGUACGGUUGUAUUUCUUUCCUUAGGCAAAAUAAUUUUAUGUUCAAUUUAAUAUUUUAAGUAAAAUGGUUUCAUGUUCCAGAGGCAAUGUUGAUAUACGGGACAUAACUAAAAUAUUUGGCCAAACACUAAGAAAUGCUUUGUUUUUGAAAUACAGAGUAAGAGAGAACAAUGAAUUUGAUUUUCUUACAAAAAAAACAGCUCUAGCGAUUUCAUUCCAAUUCAGCAAGUAGUUUUAAUGUUUUUAUUGUCCACACACAUAUGCAUAAUAGAUUUAUUACAGGGGAAAAGUCCCAGGGGACGUAAUAUUUUAAGUACAAUAGAACCUCGAUUAUUCAGGCCGGCCAGACCGAAUUGUUGCUGGAUAAUCGAAAACACGGUUAAUGGAAAUAAUGCCCAAACUCACCAAUUUUGCACAAAAAUAUGAACUUUAUUACACAUACCUAUUAGAUAAUAUGUAUGCGAUAAACAAGCAGAGACUCAUCUUUGUUUCUGAGCGCUUUUUUUGCCCCGCCACGGAUAAUCCGCGUAUGGAUAGCGGAUAAUCAUAAACAUUGCAGCGCACUAAGAAUCCGCGGAUGAUCAGGGUUCUACUUCAAUUAUUUUCUUUUUCUUCAAAAUUAUUUCUACGUUGAUUUAUCAUUAUGACAGAGUGCUAAAAGCUUUCGAAAUGUUCCCUUUCUGCUGGUUCCUAUACUUCGCGGGCAAAAUUAUAGAGUGACUCAUCGCUAGCUCUUCAACUGGUCAGGAGGCGUGCGGGGUCGAAAAUCCAUAGGCGUAUCUGUUUAUUAUUUUUUUUGGCAACAGACAGUUUUUAAUUAUUACGUUUUAAAACGUCCCGGUUGUAUCUUUUUAAUUUAUAAAUUCGCGUACGCUUAUGCUAUGGCAUUUCUAACGACGGCUAAAUCAAGUACUACAUACGUCCGUUUACACCCACUAAAAAAGCAUUUCCCUGUUCAGUACAAUAGACAGAGCUGGAAAAUAGAUCGACGUUCAGUGUAACUCAGUUUAUAGAUGAUUAAAGAUCCUAUCGAAGUGCAUAGAAUACAAGACUAAUAAUAUUGGACUGUUAUAAAAAUUAUUUUAUAUUUUAUACGCUUUAUUGUAAUAAUGUUUUUAUAUUAUGUCUUGAGUCACUCUCUAUAAUUUCGACCGCGAAGCAUAGGAUACACCAUUAUCGAGAUAAAUGAUAUAAUCUUAGAAAAUUUUGAAACAUUUUUAAAUAAAAAUAAUCAUUAUUGGAAAAACCCUUUUAUGUAUUAAUAAAU